AUGCAAUGUCAAGAAUUAUUCAUGGCUUUCGGGUCUAAUGAUGACUUGAUGCCCUUCUUCUUCUGCGCAGCCGCCGCCGCUGCUGCUGCGGCCGCAGCUGCUGAAACGUCUCUCGGGAGGCCGCCGGCGCCCAUGCCCAUGGCGCCCAUCGCGUUCUUGUGCAAACUCUCCUGGCUGCUGUGA
This is a messenger RNA of Acanthoscelides obtectus, 183 nucleotides long. Lineage: Eukaryota; Metazoa; Arthropoda; Insecta; Coleoptera; Chrysomelidae. The record is from the annotation of a GenBank genome assembly.